CAGUCGAUUGCCGACCUCUACGGGUGUAGGACAAAAGCUGGGACGCUGGGCUGCGACUGUGUUGCCCAAACCCAACUCCAUGGCCGGCUGCUCUGACCGCACGAUGGUUUCACAAUCGCCUACCCCGCCACCGCCGACCGCCGACGACCCUCCUUUGCCAUCGAACCCCGACGAUUCUCCGACCCCAAACUCCGAGGCCCCUCCUCCGCCCCCAGAGCCUCUGGCGUCGCUCCCGGACGAGCUCCUGGAGGAGAUCUUACUCUGCCUCCCCGCCGCGGCCGACCUCGCCCGGGCCUCCACCACCUGCGCCUCCUUCCGCCACAUCGUCGCUCCCCUCUCCUUCGUCCGCCGCUUCCGCUCCCUCCACAAGCUCCCCGUCCUCGGCUUCCUCCGCGCCGAUUUCUACCCUGCCCAGCCUCCGCACCCAUCCGCCCCGGCCGCGCACGCCCUCGCGCAGUCCGCCGACUUCACCUUCAGCUUCCUCCCCAACCCCGCCUGCUGGAGCCCGCGUGACGUCCGCGACGGGCGCGUCCUCUUCUCCGCCGUCUCCGCCUCCGAAGGCCGCGGCGACUUCAUAGAGGCCACCUCCAACACCUUCGUGGAUCUCGUCGUCUGUGACCCCUUGUCCCGGCGCUACGUCCAGAUCCCGCCCGUGCCUGAAGACCUAGCGGCCCCCGUCGAGCACCACGGCGUGUUGGAUUUCGAGCCCUUCUUCGCUCCAGCCAGUGAAGCGGACGUGCACGAGGAUUCGUCAUUCGGUGUGAUCUGCAAGGUGCUGUGCGAGAAUAAGGUCGCCGUCUUUGUCUUCUCUUCACGCACUGGUGAAUGGAGUAGCAUUCUGUGCCAUGGUCUAGGCGCUUUGUCCAGUGAUGUUGUGGAUGCAUUGUAUGCACGCUGCGGAUUGCAUCGGCGCCACUAUGCACAUGGCUUCUUCUGUUGGGUGUUGGAAUGGAUGGACAAGUUGCUCAUGCUUGACCCAUGUGGGAUGAAAUUCUCCAUUAUAGACCUCCCAUCCAACAGCCAAGGAGGACGGCUCGCCAUUGUGGAGGCAGGAGAAGGCAAGAUUGGGUUGUUAAAUAUUGGUAUGCGCACGUUAGAUUUCUACAGUAAGAUUUGGCGAAACAAAAGUGGAGGCACCAAAGAGUGGCAGCACAACGCAAUAGACCACCCCUUGCCUAAUUAUCACUGGUGCAUCAUAGGUGCAGACGAGGAGUACUUACUCCUAAGAGGGAUUUCAUUAGAUUGGCCAUGGUUCGACAGCUCUUCACAGCACAGGCCGGAUAUAGAGUAUUUUGCAUUUGAUCUCAAGACAUUGCAGUUCGAGAGGAUGUAUGUAUCGAAGCACAAAAUGAUGCAUGCUCACCUGUAUAGAGGCUUCCCACCAUUAUUGUCUCCACCAAGUUUAUGAAGUAGACUUCUCAAGGAGGGACAAAGCACUCAUGGCUAUCGACUGCUGCAUGAUGGCUCAACUAUUGUAGAAGACAUCAGUUACUACUGACACCGAGGGUGACUGGGAGCUAAGCAGUUUGGGAAAUGAUGAAGUUGAACGGUGGGAUUUGCUCAUGAAUGAGUUGCAGAAAAUUCAAAAACUACUGGAUGGGGGAGGAGUCUGGUAUUUCUCGGGGCUUAGAAAAACAUUGGUACAUGCACAGCUAAAUCUCUAUACAGCAGGAUUCUUUUUGCUGGUGUGGUUCAUUCUCAAAAGUCAGAAAUAUGGACGUUUGGAAGGCCAAGUUGCCUCUCAAGUAUCCCGUGACUUGUGGCAAAGCCUCCAAGGCAACGUACCGAAAGUAGCUCAGCUGGCACGUAGCCAUUGGCUUCUUUAUGUGAAGCGAAGGGAAAAUGCUAGUCACAUUUUCUACAUAUGUGGGCUAGCUUAAAACCAAAUCAUUGGGUGGGCUGUCAAAUUAAUAAAAAAAAUCUUUGGGUGGGAUAGAGAAUCAAGUUCCUUGGGAGUUUCUUUUACAGAUUGAUUUUGUGUGGAUUUGGAAUCAAAUAUCUAUGGAGGGUAAACUUAUCAAGAUCCUACUUGUUGCAUAAGAAGAAGCAGAAAUCCCAGUUGGAUCAUGUGAUGAAGCUGCUCAAAGAAAUGGCAAAACGGUGUCAUCUGAUUGGGGUGUUGUAUUCUUCGCACUUGGUUCUAGUCUCUGUUUUCGCAAAAUGAUCUUGUUCUGGUAAACUCCUAUCCGCUGGUAGGGAAUGUUACCAUCUUUGUGUCUCUGAACAUGUUUCUUUGAGUAAAAGACAUCAGCUAACAUUGACUGGCUAUAUCUGCCUGUAGUUUGAUUAGCUACUGCUUGUCUAAUGGAAUCUCUGUAUCUUACUCUCAUAAAGAUAUCAAUCGGUGGCGUCUGCCGGUCUGUCAUGUUUUUGCUACUA
Molecule: messenger RNA, 2379 nt
Organism: Brachypodium distachyon (stiff brome)
Lineage: Eukaryota; Viridiplantae; Streptophyta; Magnoliopsida; Poales; Poaceae
Exons: 2
Coding region: 80-1408 (442 amino acids)
Molecular function (GO): protein binding
Source: RefSeq, a predicted model, not a curated record